Molecule: messenger RNA, 1870 nt
Organism: Orbicella faveolata
Lineage: Eukaryota; Metazoa; Cnidaria; Anthozoa; Scleractinia; Merulinidae
Product: beta-1,3-galactosyltransferase 5-like
Biological process (GO): protein O-linked glycosylation
Cellular component (GO): Golgi membrane
Molecular function (GO): hexosyltransferase activity
Source: RefSeq, a predicted model, not a curated record
AUGCUGUCGCGGGUGACACAUGUACGAAACUCAAGGCUUUUCAUUGCAUUGCUGAUUUCCGUCGUUUUCACCGUGUCAGUCAUCAUUUCCUUUUUGCGGAAAAACGACUUGUAUCAUCGCGGCAUUUCACCUGGUACACCGCAAGAUGCUCCACAGAACGUUGCCCUCGCCAUCAAGAAACAGUCGUUUGGCCCGGCGGCUGUAAAGGAAGUUGCGUUCACCAUCAACAAAGAACAAUAUUGNCGAGGAGCACAGAGAGACACUUAUCAAAAUCUAACACUGAAGACACAAAUGGGUCUGGAAUGGGCGGCAAAAUAUUGCGACUUUCAGUUUGUAAUGAAAGCAGACGACGAUGUCUUUGUCAAUCCUUACAGACUGAUGGGCUAUCUAGGAAACCCCGACACACCUAAAACUAAGCUGUAUCUCGGAUACGUGAGGCGGAGUGCGGUACCUCAUCGGCAAGGAAAGUAUGGAGUGUCCAUGGAAGCGUACAAUAAAACCAGAUAUCCUGCCUUUUGUGGCGGCGUAGGCUACGUGCUAUCGUCAGACCUUGUCCUGAAAAUGGUGCAAAUGUUUGAUGCCAAGAAACCUUUGAACCUUGAAGACGUGUACAUAGGUACAUUAGUGGAAAGGCUGGGAGUGACAGAUGUGCGACACCAUCAAGAAUUUCGUUCUUUGCAGUUUGGACCGUGCAAAUAUUUCUCGGAUACUAUUGUUUACCAUAGAGCCUCCAUAAAUUGCUUGGAAGAACUGUUUAAUUUAGCGAUGAAAGAAAGACUACAGGGUGAAUUCAAUAAAUCCAGGAGUACGAAAACUGAAGAAAACAAACAACUGUCAAUGCUGGUGAAACAUGAUGACACAGGACAAACUGAAAAAGUUUGACCGCGAAUUUUUAUAUGAGAAUGUUGUUUUUCUGGCCCAGGAUGAAAAUUCUUGUUUUUCUGCCGAUAUUCUUGUGAACAUUCUUAGAUUAUAUCGUUUACAUUUCAGUGUUAGAAUCUACAGGGGUAUCAUUGACUAGUGUUUAAUGUCUAGAUGACGUUGAAGCAAUUUUAGAGCCAGACAGCAGGCAAGCUUAACAUGCCAGAGAACUUCUUGCAGAAAUGUUAUUAGCAUCGAACAAAAGGCUUGUGGUUUUGAAAUUUUUUUCCUGCUAGUUUUGCCGUUUGGGGAUAGGAAUAGGUUUGUGCGGUUUAAAUAAAAACAUGUAACAGCACUGUUGUUACUGAAAUUUUUCAACGACACAAAAGUAUAUUCUUUCAAAGUCUUAGCCUCGGGUUUAUUUUUAAACACUUUUAAAAUUUAGCAAAUUUUAGCCUCGAUAUUCUUAUAGAAUGUAUCAUGUUCUUAUAAAAAAAAAAGAGUAAAGCCAAAGGGAUUGCUUUUUCCUGUCCGUUCGGUAAGGUUUUCAGUCAUAUAACUUUUCGCCUUUUGUGCUUAUAUUUCUGAUGUUAAGUCUAAAUAAUAUGGUCAUUAUAUUCUCCAGAAAUAAGAUGUAACAUCCAAGAGGAUUUCAAAUUAAAUAUAAUCAAUGGCGAAUAUUUGGUUUUAGGCAUCGGAUAGACAUGUUAACAUUUACCGGAGUGUACUUUACCAUGGUCGUUCUGUCCAUUGGGAAAUUAUUGAUUAUCGCAAUAAAAUUCUUGAACUAAUUCAUGCAUGUUUAGGAGGCGGUUUCAGUAGUGGGCAGUUUUGUUUUUUUGAUAUUAAUAUUUACCUACGUACGUGUACGUGGCGAAAGGAACUGAUUGAUCGAGUGUAACAAAAGAGGACAACAUCUUUAUUUGAUCCACUGACUUUGAUUGGCAAUUGGAGGAAAUUUCGAUCCUCAGAAAUAAAUUACGAAUAAAAUUUUACAGUGGUUUGUAAA